ACCUUGAAGAUGGGCCGACGAAAGGUGAGAUUGCGGAGUUGCUCGCAUCGCAAGAGCCGCCGAUAUUUCAUUUUGCGCGAAAAGGAGUGCGAUCCGCUUGAGAAGGGCUGUAGGAUCACCCACAACGGCACGCAGAUCACGUGUGUCAAGUGCAGGGUGCGCGACCAGGCGCUGCGGAGGAUCUUCGGCGGGUGGCCGAUUGCGGAGUUCGACGAGCUCAGCACAGAGGAGCAGGAUGAGUUCUACAGGGAAUGCGGCCCCACCGCUGUCGCCUGCCGCGACGCAGUGAAGCACAUGCUCAUGCAGGUGCGCAUGAAGCGCAUCGCGGAAACCCACAGUGGGCAAUGCUUGCCCCUGUCCGUGCACGAGAAGCUGGGCUACAAUACGGGUGACAUCGGACAGAAAACACCAGCGGCAGACGUCGAGGAGCACCCCGUUCCCGGGAAGGCGCACCGAUUUGCGAUCCACUCGAUCUCUGAGGCCAGGAUCAAGGAGGUCAUCUUGCAGGAGGUGGCAAAGACAGUGGGCCAACGUCGCAAGCGCAAAGCGGCAGCCUUCCUCGAGGGGGCCUCAAAACCUGAGGAGGGCGCAGAAGCUGCAGGCAACGGGCCGCCCGAGCAGAAGCCAGAGAAGAAGCGCGGCUCAAAGAAGCGCAAGAGCAGCAGCAGCAGCAGCAGCAGCAGCAGCUCCAGCGAUUCGAGCUCCGACAAGAAGAAAAAGAAGAAGGGCAAACAGUCCAAGAAGGGCAAGCGGCCCAAGAACAGCAAAACGUCCAAGAAGGGCAAGAAGUCGACGAAGGAGGCUGAGGAGUUAUCGGGGUCGGACGCGGGCCUCUCGCCAAAGGAGCUGGCAGCCGAGCGCAGGGCCAAGGUCGCAGCUGAGAAAAAGGCGGCCCGCGAAGCCGAGAUGCAGCAUAAUCUGCUUGACAGAGAGCUGGCCAAGGAGCGGGCAGCCCAGAAGAGGGAGGAGCAGAGGAAGCGCACCGAGGGCCUGCAGGUCGUUCACACGGUGCUGGCGGCGGCGAAGCCGCCGGUGAAGAAGACGGCAACGCAGCUGGCAGAUGAUCGCUUGAAGAAGACGCACACCGCAAUGUCCAACAAGAAGCAGGAGUUCCUAAACGAAAUUGCGAAGCACCGCAAUAUCUGCCUGGAGGACGAGAAUAUCGCCCCACAGAUCAAGGAGGACGAGGUUAAGACGGCCGUCAGCUACAUGACGACGUGGAUGAAGACCACGACCGCU
This is a messenger RNA of Prorocentrum cordatum, 1239 nucleotides long. NCBI's taxonomy places the organism in Eukaryota, Dinophyceae, Prorocentrales, Prorocentraceae. The record is from the annotation of a GenBank genome assembly.